CCUCGCGACUCCGGCGUCCAGCAGCCUGUAACGCGGCCGCCCAUUGGCUCGGCUGCGUACUGCUCGGCCGCGGAGCUUCCAAAGGCCUUAAGGAUUGGCUGGAGCUCCGGGCGCCGCGGCCAGUUGGCGGGCCCUCCCCGCCCCCACUCCCGCCCCGAGCUCAGUCGCUCAAAAAUUGAAUUUGGGGCAGGAGGGGCGUGCUGGAGCGCAGCUGUCCCGGGAGCCUGCGGCCGCGGCGACCACUGCACGCUGCGCAAGAGCCCAGAGACCAUGGAGGAUGCGAGCAGGACCUUCGGGAAAGGAAGCCUCCCCCCGGGGCCGGUCCCAGAGGGCCUGAUCCGCAUCUACAGCAUGAGGUUCUGCCCCUACGCGCACAGGACGCGCCUUGUCCUCCGGGCCAAAGGCAUCAGACAUGAAGUUAUCAACAUUAACCUGAGAAACAAGCCUGAAUGGUACUAUACGAAGCACCCUUUUGGCCAAAUUCCUGUCCUGGAGAACAGCAAAUGUCAGUUGAUCUACGAAUCUGUCAUCGCUUGCGAAUACCUGGAUGAUGCUUAUCCUGGAAGAAAGCUGUAUCCAUAUGAUCCUUAUGAGCGGGCUCGCCAAAAGAUGUUAUUGGAGUUAUUCUAUAAGGUCCCACAUUUGACCAAGGAGUGUCUGGUAGCAUUGAGAUGCGGGAGAGAAUGCACUGAUCUGAAGCUAGCCCUGCGUCAGGAAUUCUGCAACCUUGAAGAGAUUCUUGGCUAUCAGAACACCGUCUUCUUUGGUGGAGACUGUAUAUCCAUGAUUGAUUACCUCUUUUGGCCCUGGUUUGAGCGGCUGGAAGUGUAUGGAAUCGCCGACUGUUUGAACCACACGCCAGCACUUCGGCUCUGGACAGCAGCCAUGAAGCAGGACCCCACAGUGUGCGCUCUUCUCAUAGAUAAGAGCGUUUUCUCGGGCUUCUUGAAUCUUUAUUUUCAGAACAACCCUGAUGCCUUUGACUAUGGGCUAAUUUGCUGAGCCUCAAUCCACUCCUUCACCAUCCAGAGUUCCCAAGCAUGUCGUGCCUCUGCAUCAGGAAUUGUUUUGGUGGUCAGUCAAUCUCUGUUCAUUUUCUUUGAGAUUCCCAAUAAACAUGGAGACAGAAAAUGUA
Molecule: messenger RNA, 1135 nt
Organism: Canis lupus familiaris (dog)
Lineage: Eukaryota; Metazoa; Chordata; Mammalia; Carnivora; Canidae
Gene: GSTO2
Product: glutathione S-transferase omega 2
Exons: 7
Coding region: 271-1002 (243 amino acids)
Biological process (GO): glutathione metabolic process; L-ascorbic acid metabolic process
Cellular component (GO): cytoplasm
Molecular function (GO): glutathione transferase activity; glutathione dehydrogenase (ascorbate) activity
Source: RefSeq, a predicted model, not a curated record